This is a messenger RNA of Chelmon rostratus (copperband butterflyfish), 3482 nucleotides long. RefSeq names its product kelch domain containing 7A (gene klhdc7a). The record is from RefSeq and is a predicted model, not a curated record. The coding region runs from base 128 to 2428 and encodes 766 amino acids. NCBI's taxonomy places the organism in Eukaryota, Metazoa, Chordata, Actinopteri, Chaetodontiformes, Chaetodontidae. The transcript has a single exon. Gene Ontology annotation, molecular function: protein binding.
GUCAUUAGAUCACAGCAGCUCUUUUACAAUGAAAACCAGACAGCAUGCUACCGUCAGCUGAGACGCAUUGACUACAACAUUCAAUAGGACCAGUCAACCAGUCGUCCCCGCCAUCACCGCUACAGCUAUGCCCAUUGCAGAGCUUCUGGGAGUCCAGUUCGACAUGCAGCUGCUGUUGAAACUGAGUAUCUCCGUGGCUGCUGUGCUGCUGGUUUCUUGGGCCUACAGGCUCUACAGCUCCAGGGAUGCGAAGAAAAUUCAGGCCUGCAUCGAAGACAACAAAGAGCCAGAAAGCGCAAAAUGCCGAAACUGCAAGACUUCACUGCUACGUCAAAACUCACCAAAACAUGACACCGAUGAUGGGGGCCAGCAACCCAGACCCUCGCACACAAACUCAGCCCCCGAAGACCUGACGUCUGACAGCACCAAGGAAAUACCAGCAGACGCUCGUCCGACCCAAGCCGAAAAGAGCGAGGAUGCACGUAGAUUGCCAUAUAGUGAUCGAGACGUUAGUUUGAAAGACGAGAUACUCGCUCAUCAGAAGCAAGCAAAGGUUGCCACCAGUAAUAUUUCAUUUGGAUCUGCUUUGAAGCUUCCUCAUCCAGCAGAGAGAGGGAUGGUCAGUACAACAGGGCGCCGCUCCCCUUGCUUUUUGCAAAAGCUGGAGGGCAGUGUGGGUGUGGGCAGGGAGUUAAGGCAGGACUUUGAGCGCCAGGGGGCCUACUCCAGCUUCCUCUCCAAGGCAGAGAUCAAAGUGGAGGAUGCUAACGUGGUGCUGGAAGGAACAGGAGACCAGAUUGUGCGCGGGAAAAUUUAUGAUUAUUAUGUUGAGUCCUCCUCUCACUCUAUUACGGACUCAAAUACUGUGCUAGGUCAGUUUGAGAGGAGCUCUGAGUUACAGCCAGCUGAGUUUGGAAGUCGCGGCAGCAGCCUCGCAGAAUCUCCUUGUACCCUGAGCCCCAUCAUUAUUCGUGAUCUGGUUUUACCACAAAGCCCUGCCGAGGAUCCUUCCUCGCUGGGAGGCCUCAGGCCGAGGGACCCUGUGAGGCCUGUACUCCUACGCAAGGGGAGCUAUCUGUCUGCAGCUGAGCAGUCUGAGCUUUCCAUCUCCUUUCUGACAUCAAGAGCCUCGACUCCAAUGACUCACUCGCUGGCCUCAACCACCGAUGAGUCCGUCUGUGUUCGCCCUAUGAGCUUGAGCUCAACAGACAACAAGGAGCUUAAUGUGAGGGAAGGGACAGACCUAGAAAGUGUAGCAGGGGCUCUAUUUUUACACUCUCCAACAAAAACUCUCAACAGCACAGAUUUGGAAAGCUUGAAGAGUAAACUUGAUCUGGGUAACUGUUUGGAGACGCUAUACCUGGCCAAGAAACAUGGCCAGACCUCUGUGCAGCAAGCAGCCUUGGGAGUCAUGUCAGACAACUACCUCCAGGUGCUCAGGGACCCCAACCUUUAUGGGCGGCUAAUGGCUGGCGAGCGGGAACAAAUCCAGAAACAGAGAAUGAGAGGGAGACGGUUUGUCAUGGUGGCAGAUAUGGACCCUCAAGACUGGGCGAGGAACACAGGAGGGCAGACAGCAGAGACAGAGCAGAGGAGGACAUCCAGUGCAGUGUACUAUUAUGAUGACUACAAAGACGUCUGGCAUACACUCUGCCCGAUCCCACAGGAGGUCAUCUCUAAAGCCUGUGCCAUGUGCACAAUGGAUAACUACUUAUUUGUGGCUGUGGGCUGCCAAGGCACAGACAGAGAGAUGACACCCUCAAAGCGAGUGUUUUGCUACAAUCCUUUGACAUCCAUUUGGAAGGAGAUCAGUCCUAUGAAUGAAGCCAGGCCCCGCUGCAAACUGGCCGCUCUGGAGGGCUACAUCUACGCCAUCGGAGGGGAGUGCCUUUCGUCAGUGGAGCGCUAUGACCCGCGAUUGGACAGAUGGACAUUUGUGGCUCCACUGCCUAAUGAUACAUUUGCUGUGGCACAUCAAGCCACAGUGUGCAAUGGAGAGCUUUUUGUUUCCGGGGGAACUCUUAGAUAUAUCCUACUGCGUUACAGCCCCAAAACCAACACCUGGAGGCCAAGUCUGUUAGUCGGCAGCAAAGACAGAACCGCAGAUAUGGUUGCUGUGGGGAGAUUUCUCUAUCGGUUUGAUGUUAACCCGGUGCUGGGCGUCAGCGUGUACCGCUACCAUACGGUGGCUCGGCUGUGGUACGAGUGCAGCUCCAAGCGGCUUCUGCGCUGCCCUGCCUUCCAGUGUGUCACGACGGACGGCACAAUCUAUUGUGUCAGCCGCCAGUUCACCAUGAGGUUUGAGGCUGAUGAGAUCUCCCCUGCUUUCACAGAUGAGAAUUUGAGUGUCCUCUCUGCAGCGAAGGGCAUACUUUUCCCCUUUGUCCUUUCACUCCCUGAUAAGAAGCCUCGGCAGACCCGUGUGUAGCGUGGACUCAGUUUUCCAUUGAUGAUAAGAUUAGGUGGUGAUGGAGUAUCGCUACAGGAGCAUGCUUUACAUCAAGUUUUUGGUUGACUGAGCGGGUUUUGCUUCGCCCAGCCCAACCCUCAAAUGUUAUUGUGAAAUUGUAAGAAGUGCUGUUGUCAUUUCUUUGAGGUGUUACUAAAAUCACCUUUCCACAAAGCUUCUGUUACUUAAACCACUUUAUUUUAUUUAUUUAUUUUGGAUUGGGUAUUACACAAAGAAAUGUGUGUUUCUCCUGUCUUGGUCCCUGGCAAUAGAUGUAACGUAUUAGACUCUUAAUGUUAGUCAAACUACUGUUUGCUUAGAUUUACGCAGGAUGUGCUGCCAUGUAAAUUGUUCUCUUCUUUGAUUUGCCACUCCUUCCUGCCAUUAAGUUAGUUUUAUAUCAUUCCAGAUGCUUAACCUCUUCAGCUUUGAAGAUAAUUCACAAAUAAGCCUCAAAGUAAAUGAGUUCAUUCGGCUCUAACGUAUUACAGAGAUUGGGCAAUAUAGUGAUAAUGUAUCACUGCUCCAGUGUGUAGGGCACAAAAAUAACUUACACAGUGGCCUGGAUACAAUGCAAUUAUCUACAGUUGCUCUUUAAAUAUGACAGGACUAAAUGGCUUUGUCAUGCAAUAUAAAUAGGUGAUCUUCUGAAAGAAUUUGUCUGUACUUCUGAAACUCUUCCGACACUCUGACUUGCAGUUAUUUUUAUAAUGCUAGUCACUCUCCUUUGGUGGCCAUUUGUUUUAAUCUUGACUGAGCAGAUUCUUUGCUCAUUGUACCGACUAAAUCUCUUUGUUUUGUCGUCUAUUGUUCCAUAAACAUCAAAGAAAUAUAUGAAUUUGUCAUUCACUGCUUAUUAAUCCACAAUUAAUGGUAUUAAGUCAAAUGUCUAUUCCAGUAUUUGUGCAAAAGUAACCACUAAUAGAAUAACACAUGAACAAUAUUAACACAUGGUUUAUUUUUUAAGUGUUGUGCAAUUAAACUAACAAUGGAAAUAUGCAUAAGAAAGAUACAAAUAUUAAAUCCCUCAUUG